AUGAUUGAGACCGUGGCGGGGUUGAGGAGGAGGAGGAACCGAGUCGCGCCGGUCCCCGUGGCCGCGCUCAGAGCGAUCUCUGCCUCCUCUCGCCGUGCCCCCGUCCCCUCUUCGCAGCCAGCCCUGCCCUGGCUUGCCCACGCUCUCGGUCUGGCUUGCCCUUCGCUCGUCUCUCAGCAGCCUCUCCCCCCCCCCCCCCCCCCCACGUCCUCGCUACCUGGCCCUGGUCGAGUCGUCUCCCUGCCCUGCACCGUGGCUCCUGUUUGUCUCCAGGAGUGCUUCUGCCCUCCCUUGUCUUACCGCGUCUCUGGACUUGCACCUUCUCUGCCCUGGCCGCCUCAACCCACGCUGCUGUGUCGAGACAGCCUGGCUCUACCCUUACCUCGUCUCGGCAUUCGCAAGGUAGAGCGAGAGUAACGCACGUGCGGCCAGGAUGAAGGAUGAACAUCCCGGCUGCAUGGGCAGGGUGGAGAUGAAGGAGGCUGGGGUUGGGGGGCCUCUGGGCUCCAAGCUGCAUGGGGGGGCCCCCAGCAGCCCAGGCGAGGAGGAUGGGGUGCUCAGCGAUGGAGUCAGCAGCUACAACAGCCUCGACUCUCCGCAGCGGUCGCCGCCAGAGCCACACGAGAGCAGCGACGCCCCCGCCGAGAUGUCCACCUACUUCGACGACAAGAUCCCCGUGCCGGACGCUGGCGCUGGCACGUUCAGCUUCCGGAAGCUGUGGGCCUUUACGGGUCCAGGGUUUCUCAUGAGCAUCGCUUACCUGGACCCGGGCAACAUCGAAUCGGACCUGCAGUCGGGAGCCAAGGCCGGGUUCAAGCUGCUGUGGGUGCUGCUGACGUCCACCAUACUGGGCUUGCUUCUGCAGCGCCUCGCCGCGCGGCUGGGGGUCGUUACGGGUAUGCACCUUGCUGAGGUGUGCAACCGCAACUACCCCAAGAUCCCUCGCAUCGUCCUCUGGCUAAUGGUGGAACUGGCCAUCAUUGGCUCGGACAUGCAGGAGGUCAUCGGCUCGGCCAUCGCCAUCAACCUCCUCUCCAAUGGCGCGGUUCCCCUGUACGGCGGGGUGCUCAUCACCAUCGCCGACACCUUCGUAUUCCUGUUCCUUGACAAAUACGGACUGCGGAAACUGGAAGCGUUUUUCGCUGUGCUCAUCACCACCAUGGCCAUAACGUUUGGGUAUCAGUACGUGAUGGUGGCCCCGGACCAGCGCGAGCUGCUCAAGGGGAUGUUCUUCCCGUACUGCGAGGGCUGUGGCACCCCACAGCUCGAGCAGGCAGUGGGCAUCGUGGGUGCUGUCAUCAUGCCGCAUAACAUCUACCUGCACUCGGCCCUCGUCAAGUCGCGAGCCAUCGAUCGCUCCAAGCGUCAGGAGGUGCGUGAUGCCAACAUGUACUACUUCAUCGAGGCCACCGUCGCCCUCUUCGUGUCCUUCCUCAUCAACGUGUUCGUGGUGUCCGUGUUUGCCGAGGCCUUCUUCGGGAAAACCAACAACGACGUGCGCACGGUCUGCUUGGAUCACCACAGCCCCCACGCGGACAUGUUCAGCAACGACUCGAACACGCUGCAAGUGGACAUCUACAAGGGGGGCAUCGUGCUGGGCUGUUACUUCGGCCCCGCGGCGCUCUACAUCUGGGCUGUGGGAAUCCUGGCGGCCGGUCAGAGCUCCACCAUGACUGGCACCUACUCCGGGCAGUUCGUCAUGGAGGGGUUCCUCGACCUCCAGUGGUCGCGGUUCCGGCGCACGCUGGUGACGCGAUCCAUCGCCAUUUUCCCCACGCUGCUCGUCGCCAUCUUCCAAGACGUGCAACACCUGACGGGCAUGAACGACUUCCUCAACGUGCUGCAGAGCCUGCAGCUGCCUUUCGCCCUCAUCCCCAUCCUGACCUUCACCAGCUCCAAGAACCUCAUGGAGGAGUUCACCAACAAUAUGUUCUGGAAGGUGGGCGGCGGCAUCGUGGUGCUCCUCGUGUGCUCCAUCAACCUCUACUUCGUGGUGGUGUACGUCAGCGCCCUGGGCCACGUGGCACUCUACGUCGUCGCCUCCAUCAUCGCCGCCCUUUACCUCGCCUUCAUCGCCUACCUGGUGUGGCAGUGCCUGCUGGUGCUCGGCGUGCAGCCAUGCGGUGGCUGUGCCGCGCUGCGGCGCCACAGCGCCAUGGAGGCUCUGCUGAUGGACGAUCGCAGCGCGGACGAGUGGCCUACCCAGGACGAGCGGCGACCGGACGACAGCCGGCUCCUACGGGAUGAUAGCCUGGAGGAGGACCGGCGCUCUCUUGUUGACCACCCGGAGCAUUAGUCGGAACGCCAACACCUCGGGAGGGCGAUUCCAACGGCGCUGCAGGACGGCGACCGAGAAGAAUGCCGUUGGGACUGGCACCGCCACCACCGCCGCUAACAUCCUCCUGCUGCUUUGCCGGCCGUGGCGGCGACGGCUCGUGCACAUGUCACCGCCAUGGCCGUGGCGUGGUCUGAGUGCUCGCUUGUUGCUGGUGGAGGCCGUUAUUACCUGGUGCUAAGCAAAGGGGUGGGGAACCUUUUCCUUCCUGAGAGCCGAAGAGUACAUUGAAAUACCUUUUGGAGGGCCACGCAAUUAGUUAUCGGACUAUUGCAUUGACUGUGUGACUUGCACUACUUGAAAGACAGCAGGUGACUCGAUCGCGCAAAAAUUAGUGACGCGCUGUUUGGCAGGUUGAAAAUGUAACCCUCGAUCGAGUGCUCAACUAGUGUGGCCAAGAAUUAUCGCAGUGAUGGAUAUAAAUAUCGUUUUCGGGCCGUUUUUAAGCGGCAGGUUUCAUGUGGCCGCCAGCCGUAUGCAUUGAAGUCGCGGGCUGAAUUUGGCCAAUGGGGCCGUGUGUGUUCCACCCCGGCCCUAAUCGACGACCGGGAUUGGUGCGGGAGACGCAGUCGCCGUCGUGGGACGCAUCGAGGUGGCCGAGCUGUCGACCGUCUAGAACUGUCGAGCGCCCACCUCGCUUCACGUGGCACGCGCUCGCGUGUGGGCGCGUGUUUUUUUUAAAUCGUAACUAAAACUUUUUUAAGGUUCUUGAAGCACAAUCGAGGGUGUUUGCUGGUGUGUGCACUCGACCUGGAGGGUGAGCUGCAGUCCCGGCUCCACGAUGCUUGGCAGCCAGGAACGGUAAUCGGGGCUUAAUUUCGACCGAGUUUUACCAGGUCAGCGACCCAGAAAAUAUUCCGUGAGAAGUUAAGCCCCGAACGUGAGCAUUCCACAUGUGCUUCUGCGUCUGUGUUAUGUGGCACAGGGUUGACCGCCGCUUCCUUUUUCUCCGAUGUCCAUUAGUUGCUAUUUGUCUUUGCCUGUCCGUUGGGGUCCCUCUGUCAAGAGUUUUCUCAGUGAGUUCCCUCCUUUAAGAAGGACUCAUUUUUAUAAACGCCGGGAAGGAUGAUGAGCCCCAGUUGACUCCUGACCCAGCUUUUAACUUGCGACUUUUCUGUUUGUGAGUCGAGCGCUCUGAUCACUGUGCUGCCCAGACUGAGCGUACCGACGUCAACAAUGCAUAUCGCCAUAAUCCUCUUUGGAAAUCACCUAUCCACUGCUGGGUGAUGUCUUCCACAAACCGUCGCUGUCCCGCAUGGUCACGCUAUCCAUCGAUCCAUCGAGCUCCUUCGCACAAGCCUCCGAUGCAGACGUCCUGUGAGGCGUCCCCCUCCUUUGCUACCACGCAUUUAUUGUAUACGACAAACAUUAAGUAAUAGCUACGUAAACUUCGGAGGGUUAAUAAGGUUGGUGGGUUGUGCGCCGUGCCUUCUUUCACAGGUGCUCGCUCUCAGCACUUGCCCCAACAGUCUGCUAAGGCUGUACCGGGGAUCUUUGUCUUUUCGAGGAGGGGGGGGGGGGUGGUGCAGUACCAUUGUUGUUUAGGUGCGAGUGCGGCAGAGCCGCUUGUGCCAUGUGGCUGCACCGAGACGCGAAGUGCCGUGAUCCGCGGAUCGGAGAGCGUGUUUUGGUCGCACCUGAAACCGUGGGCAGGACCUGGUGGGCAACAUGGGUGUGUGUGUGUGUAUGUAUGCCCACGUGAUAGGAAGAUGUAGAGGGGAGCGGUAGUGUAGAGGUUAUCGUGCUGCGCUCCGAACCCGGCGACCCGAGUUUGAUUCCCGCUCAUGGCCACCACGAGUGACGAUUAUCUGAACUGGUCCUGGGACUCCCCUAGGUUGAGUCAUCAACAAAUGAGUACCUGGUGCAGUGUGUAAAUAUCGCCACUAGGGAGACAAAGGCGGCCGGGCGUGGUGCUGGCCACCCACCCCCUCGUGUGGCGUGCCGGCCUUCAUAGGUGCUUGAUAACAAGCACUUAUGAAGUAUGUUAAGGCUAUACGGGGAUCUUUGUCUUUGAUAGGCAGAUUAUUAUUAUGAUCAACACGAGUGCCAGCACUAAUUGAUAAGAGUUCUCCUACAUAAGUAAACAUCCUUUCGUGUGAGUAUUGGACAUGUGUACGUGCUGCUUGGUGUGUGUUACCAGUUUACCAGCGUCGCUGUGUUUGGAAGCUGUGCAUUGUCCAUGAGGUUUUGGAAGUUUAGGCAGAGAUGUGCAUUGAUCCAGAGAUGUGUUUUAGCAGGCGUCUCUUUGAGCCAGCUGUGCAUUGUCUGCAGGAAAAGAGCAUAAUUUUAUUUUAAUUUUAAUGUGAUGUGAUGUGAGUUUUGUGCCAAGUGGUUUCCAGCAAAAUCCUCCUUUGGCAAAGGGGGGUGUGAUUUUCAUCAAACUUUGCACCAAGAUGACCACAUCUGGGCGAAGAUUUCCAGCCCCAGUUGCUGUCGGCUUCCUUCAGAACGGACGUUCAGACUUGCGUCGUCGUGGUUGGGUUACGUGGAAUCUCUUUUUAUAACGCGGUUCCACGAUGCGUAACACCGAUGACGGCAGAAACAGCUGGGGCGCAUUGAUUCCUUGCCAAAUUGUCAAUGGGAUACAUUUUCGGACCUGGAAUUCGGUGGCGUGUGAACAUCAUUGUAAGUGCGACGGGAGGGGGGGGGGGGUCUAAAAUAUGUAUAUGAAUAUUUAAUGAAUACAUUUUUUUAAUGCUAUGAAUAUAAAAAAAUGAAUAUCCAAAAAUAUGAGGGUGCAAGGUUCCCACUGGCAGAGCACGUGGUAGACCGGCAAUCCCAAGGGUCCCAGGGUUCACCAAUUGUGUCGGCGGACUGCGUGCCUCGGCUCGUGGUUGUUGACCUUGUGCUCUUUCGCCUUGUCCGGCUUCCAGAGGUUUUACUGUGUGGGCUGUGUUUGCAAGCUGGGAAAUAAGUAUGGUUUAAGGGGGGCUGACUAAGCCCUGUUGGCCCUCGCUACCCACCGUUGGUGGUGUUCACCAGAUUUUAUGGCAGAAAGAUUGACUUAUCGUAUGAGGUCGCACUUUACACUUUGGUAGCUGAGCAUCUCUGAAGUUUGUCGAGUUAACGGUUUUGAAUUGAUAUACGAACAUUUCCCCCCCCCCCCGUUAAUAUAUUGAGUAACAAAUAAACAUCAAGUAUUACUGUUUUUUAUGUUCACAGAUACAUUAUCUACACAAUUACUCUUUGGUUCUUUCGGUAAAGACGUCGAAAGAAAAUAAAAUAAAUCGUAGAAUACGACGUUUCGAUUGUAACACAAGCAGCCGUCAUCAGGUGUGAAUGCAAGCUCGGAGAGAGACAAACACAGACACGGAGAGAGACAAACACAGACACGGAGAGAGACACAGAAACACAUAGAGGAGAGACACAGAGAGAGACACUGUUUGUCUCUCCGUCUCUCCGUGUGUCUGUCUCCGUGUCUGUGCUUGUCUCUCUGUCUCUCUCCGAGCUUGCAUUCACACCUGAUGACGGUUGCUUGUGUUGCAAUUGAAACGUCGUAUUCUAUUAUUUAUUUUAUUUCUACGUGACUUUACCGAAAGAACCAAAGAGUAAUUCCUGCAGUCACGAAAGCUUCGAAUCAAAUGUCUACACAAUGUAAAAUUUGAUUACGUUUGCAGCAUGAUGUCUCUCCAGGUUUCUGACGUCACACUGGUGUAACGUGCUCAGAAUCGCCUUAAAAGGGGACCACGUGCCGCAUGCACCUUGUAGCUGCGACUGCUGCCCUGUCGGCGUUUGCUUUGAGACGGGGUCAGGGGGUCUCUUGCACAGCGACGAUGAGAUGUAUUGCUUGUUUACCCAGGAAAGCCUCACUGAGUCAGUCUCAAGACACGUUUUCAGGAGGGUCGUACUAAAGUUUAUCACAGUAGGGGGCGAUGAUGCUACGUAUAUAUGUUGAACUUCUUUCGCACCGUACCUACCCGGGAGGUGUACUCCCAGUAUGAAUUUGCGUAAUUUUUCGGCAGAGGGAUGUUUGGCCAAUGCCAGUUACAACGCAUGUUUUUUUAAGUCUUAGGUUUAUAAUAUAUGGAGGCCCAACAAACAACACAACCUAUAUUUUCUCUACUCUUUGGUUCUUUCGGUAAAGUCACGUAGGUAGAAAAAUAAUAGAUCACGACGGCUACUUCAGCAGUUUUUUCUUGCUGUGGUUGUCCCACCUGAUGACGCUUGCUUGUGUUGCGAUCGAAACGUCGUGAUCUAUUAUUUUUCUACCUACGUGACUUUACCGAAAGAACCCAAUAGUAUGGAUUCCUGCCGUCACGAAAGCUUCAAAUCUAUAUUUUCUCAGUUAUUUUAAACUGAUACAAAAUGUUCCAUAAUCAUGGGAACGUCAUAAAACAGUUGGUUGUUUUCAUCAUGGUCACCAACCUCUGUGCACUUCGGCGAACUUGGAACCAGGACCAGAAUUGACGGCAUUCAAAUGAGUAUUCGGUUAUAUGUAAUCAACAGCAAACAGCAUCCGGUAUAGCAGUGCCAUUUUUCGAAAUGUAGGCCAUCCUUCAAAGAGCUGGACAGAUGAGAAUGUGGUGCCAGAUCUGGGCUAUCUGGUGGAUGGAGCAGUGCACCGCACACCGAACUCUCGAAUGGCCUCGGAAGUUCUCGGGAUCGUCUGUGGUCUGUAGUCUGCUGGAGGAGGAUCUGACAAUUUGUCGUGACAUUCAUGAUUAUCAGUGGUGAAUCGUUUCAAUUUUAUAUCGAUUUAAUUACAAGUUCUGAGAAAGCAACAGGAGGCCUGUGGAUUUUUCUCCGGGUCCUCCGUUUUUCCCUCCACGUUUAGAAACAUGCGUUUCGAGUAUAUGGCUGCUAUAAAGUUCCACAUAAGUCACUUUCUUGACCCAUCAUUUGUGGCCAGGUCGCUUCCAAAAAAAAGCUAUAUAGCUCCGUGGGCCUUUCCUGGUAAAAUAAAAAUGUUUUUACCCCCACCCCUCGUCCGGAUAAGGCUUGUACAACAAAUGUCCCUUGCCGAAUAUCCGAUUGGUAUCCUGUUAAUGUAUUAAUUUAUAAUUCUAUUUAUACCAGUAGAAAUCAAAAUGUAUUUAAUAAUGAAAUAAUAAAUGCGUGCUCUAUUCGCAUUAUUUGACGCUUAGUGGAGAAAUGAUCUGCAUAAAAUCACUUUCAACACAAGGUCGGUGUUUUUGACUUUGCGUACAUGUCAAAUACGUCACGGUUUUUGUGAAAUACACGCACAAGUGCCUGUAAACGUGGGUACGUUUAGUCGAAUGAUUGCAUGUUUUUUCAUAAAUUGCCAAACUGGUGGUGCGUGAAGCCACCGGGUCAAAUGGAUGCCAAAGACAUCUCGAUCGACGACUUGACGUUUCUUUUAGUUUGGCCGGCAGUGCCAAUUCUAUGAUGCUCAUUAUCACAUAAUUAAGAGAAAUGCCCCCUGUACUUUUCUGCCCCUCCCCCCCCCCCCCCCCAAAUGAGGCAGCUCCUUGGGGUCAAGUUAGAGGUCAUCGUGGAUGUCAUUCAUGCUACAAGACCUCGCCAUCUAUUUCCUUUUGAAGAUCCCACAGCAGUUUUGGUUGAGACGUGACGUGACUUACAACGGCUGCUCACACUCAUCCCACUGUUGGCGUUUUACACUAAGUGUGGAUUUGGGUGCCCCCCUCCCCCCCACAAGGUCGUCUCACCCCCCACUUAUUAUUCAAUCCUGGAAUCGCCACUGUUUGCUGGUGCACGGUGCUGGUGACAAUUGAGAUGCGUGCGUCUUUCUAGGUCAGAGUUGAACGCGUUUAACGUCGCUGCGUGCACACAAAUAAGAGGGUGGUCUUCAUGCUGAAAGUCCUGUCCCAAGAAAAAUGUUACGUUUAAAUGUGUGGCGGUCAGCACAUACCACAGCCUGGCAGUGAAGGUCCCGUUCCACCUACACGUGCAUUAUGGCCAAAGUGUUGUCUCCUUUAAUAAAUGGAUGUUCCAAGACUGUUGGGAGUAAGCCUGUUAUUUAAAAAUGCAUACUCUUAACUCCGUGAAGAUAAGGAGGUUGACCUUUCAGACCCGCGAAGAGCCCAGGGGGGAGUGGUGGUGAAGUGGUUGGACAGCACAAACCCAGCAACCUCAGUUCGGCUCCCAGUCACAGCUAAUAUCCGCGGGAAGUGAUCUGUACUGGCCCAGGCUUCCCCAUCUUCGCAAAUCUGCACUAAAGUAUGGUUCAUGACUGCCCCGGCAUGGAGAUGCCUUCAGCCAACAGUGGAUUGGCAUCGGGCCGUAUAUUAAAUUAAGAACCCCCAGACACCCGAAUUAAAUUUGUCGAGGGAGACGAGCUCAUUGUGCCACUGGGAUCCGAGUUCUCGGGGCACAAGGCAGAGAGACUUGCGCGUGGAUUGUAUAGUGGAGGUUUUAUUUGCUUCGCCAAUGUCCAACAUUCAAUACAGGACAAACAAAGUGUAAAGUGAUUUUUCAUGUGUAUAUAUUAUUAAAAUAACACCUUUCAUUUUUCCGAAUAAAUACCGUUUGGUAACCAGA
Molecule: messenger RNA, 8794 nt
Organism: Lethenteron reissneri (Far Eastern brook lamprey)
Lineage: Eukaryota; Metazoa; Chordata; Hyperoartia; Petromyzontiformes; Petromyzontidae
Product: natural resistance-associated macrophage protein 2-like
Biological process (GO): manganese ion transport; iron ion transmembrane transport
Cellular component (GO): lysosomal membrane; plasma membrane; endosome membrane
Molecular function (GO): iron ion transmembrane transporter activity; cadmium ion transmembrane transporter activity; manganese ion transmembrane transporter activity
Source: RefSeq, a predicted model, not a curated record